GGCACCUGGCAGUUCAAGAGAAAUCCUAAAGGGUAGUAGGUACAGCCUUCUGCUGGUUGACACAAUUUGAGACAAGUUGACUUACAUCAAAGCACCCAGUUGACAUACAGUCCAUGCAGCCUUUGGUAUUAAUACCUUGACCUCCGGCAUCCAUUUAAUCAUUCAUCAUUCUACAGUACGUACAAUUGGCCCUCAUCUUCAAUCCUGCGAUGAUCAAUUGAGACUCUGUUCUGUGGCAUGGAGCCAUAUUGACUUACUCAUUAGAAUCUGCCCAUGAUGAUCCUCAAGCCUUACCAGCUACGACCGAUUCCCUCAUUUCUCCUUCCAUUUACGGAUUCAACCACUUGCACUCAAGUACGAAGUUUGCAUCAUCGCAUGAAGGCGCCGCCCGUACCACGUCCCACACCCUUUGUGCCGGAUGCUCAAACAUUUCUUACACUCAUUGGACGGAACUUGAGCCAGCAUGCAUCGAAGAUUCCUUCUUGGAAAGCAUUAUUUACAUUGACCUCUGAUCAGUUACGAGAAUUGGGUGUUGAGCCUCCACGGAGUCGACGCUACCUCUUGCGCUGGCGCGAGAAAUUUAGAAAAGGGCAGUACGGCAUUGGUGGGGACUUUCAACAUAUUGAAAAUGGAGUUGCAGAAUUGCGUGUAGUUGAAGUGCCAUCUUCAAGCCCGAUACACAGUGCAGCUACCGCAACAUCCUCCCCGGGAAAACGAAAGAUAGUGGUCAAUGUGCCCAUAGGAGGCAGUGCGGAAAAUAAAUCGGCUGAGCAGAUGGUCCCUGCUGAAGGUGUGCAUGUUAAGGGAGCACAUACCAUUGUCGGACCCCAUGUGCAACCUCUGAAAGGAGGAAAGGCUGCAAGAUUUGUUGUCAAAGAAGGAUUAUGGGAAGAUCGCAGAGGUCACAAGAUUGAUGGCGGCGAAAGGAGACAAGCCGAAGUUCGAGCAAAGAGGAGAGGAGAGGAGAAACGUGCAGCCAGAUAAGGAAAGGCAUGAUGAGCAAGCUAUUGAUUGAUGUAAGAUUAUGUUUGAGGCUGUGUAUGGCAUGCAUAGGGAGGAGGUGGCUUCGCUGUGAUAUUCUGGGAUAUCUAUCCACAAGUCCAAGUCUCCUAGAAGAUAUCUAUACAAAGCUGCAGUUCAACUCAUAACAUAUUAAAGUUGGAUGUUGACUCGAUACCUACAUUGCGAUUGUAGUCUAAAUGAGGCGGGGGUCGGCUCCAAGGCCACGUGAAAUUGCAGCUUCGCGGCGCAGAGUUCAACUUAACACUAUUUUCGUCUUCUUUUGCUGAAUACCUAGGCCAUUGUUUCUUUCUAUAUGUUUCCUCAUACUAGCCUAGCCAUAUUAGGAACACUCAAAAAUCCGGUACUCCUGU
Messenger RNA from Sclerotinia trifoliorum, 1373 nucleotides. NCBI's taxonomy places the organism in Eukaryota, Fungi, Ascomycota, Leotiomycetes, Helotiales, Sclerotiniaceae. The record is from the annotation of a GenBank genome assembly.